ACCCUAAAACAGUUCUCAACUUUCAGAAAAAUUUCCCCCCAUAUGCCCCAAUGUAAAGCAUUAUAACUACAAUAUGAAGUAGUUGAGAUGCAGUACACUUUUGCGCCUCCUCUCACAUGCGCAGAAGUAGAAAAAUAAUUCCACUGCGGCUUUUUUUUGACUUGGCUACGUUGCAUUCUCGCUCAGAAUCGUUUGCCCCUUGAGACAUGUGUUGUAGAAAAAUUUAAUGUUUUGAAAUAAUUUUGAGGUUAUGUAUAGUUGGAGACUGCAAAUAGUAAAUAAUGACAUCGCGACUAAAGAAUGGCAGAUUUGUUAAAAAAAGAGUAGGUGAUAAAAUAAAUAAUGCCUUAGCAGGUAUGUCUGAUGCUAAAAAAUUAAAAACUGAAAUUACAAAUAAGGAAACAGAUCGAGAUGAAAUCCCUGACGAGAACGGCAUAGUUACGUGGAAAGUAAUUGCUAAAAAUCUAAAAUGCUGCAGCUGUAGAAGUCUUCUAGAUCUAGAAAAACUUCAGAACUUCAAAACAGAAGGCCUUCAUUCACAUUUUAAAAUAAAAUGUGAUUCAUGUGAAACAUUGAAUAUGGUUAAUACUGGAGUGAAAAAUAAUGCAGUCUCUGAAAUUAAUUCAUCCGUGGUACUCGGUGCUAUUCAUUCAGGUGUAGGAAAUACAAGUUUGAAUAAGAUUCUAGCUUGUGCAAAUUUACCUCAAAUGAGAUCACAACAAUACAAAAAAUAUGAGAGUAUAGUUGGCAAAGCAAUUGAAUCUGAAGCAAGGGAUAGUUGUAAGCGAGCUGCAUCAGAAGAAAGGGAGUUAGUUAUUAAAAAUGUAAAAAAAUUAUGUGAUACAUUGCCUCCAGAAAUCACAAAAGAUAUUUUUCCUCAAUUAAAUCUCCUUAACAUCCAUUCACAGAAUAAUAAUAAUUUAUUUGACACUGCUUUAGGUGAAAUAAUAAAUAUAAUAGUAUCAUUUGAUAUGGGUUGGACUAAACGUGGUAACGGACGUAGCUAUGAUAGCUUGAACGGCUAUAGUACAAUUAUUGGUUUCUUAUCAGGGAAAAUUUUGGAUUACGAUACGAAAAAUCGAAAAUGCCGAAAAUGCGAUCUGGGGCAUAAAAAAGAAGACCAUGACUGUCGAUUAAAUUUUCACGGUAGUGCUAAGGCUAUGGAGGCAGCAGCCGGAGUUCAACUUGUGAAUCAUAGUACUAUUCUGAAAGAAGCAGGUCUUCAAGUACGAGUCAUCAUAGGAGAUGAAGAUAGUUCUAUGAUUGCUGCUGUACGAGCAGACAACCCAACGAAAAAAUUCCAUAAAUUAUCUGAUAAAAAUCACUUAGCUAAGAAUUUCGGGAAAGAAUUGUACGGCAUGCAAAGUAAAUAUAAAGAAUUGACUAGAAAGAAUGUUAUACCUCAUUUAAAAAAAUGCUUCACUUAUGCUGUGUCUCAAAACAAGGGCAAGUCUGAACAAUUGGCAGUAAAUUUGAAGCAAAUACCUGAUCAUUUAUUUAAUAGACACGAAAAUUGCGGUAGUUGGUGUAAUCCUAAUAAAAAGCAUACUAUCAAUUUAUCAGAUGAGACUUUAUACGAUGCAUUGGUCAAUUUAUUUAAAAAAUAUGCUUCAAAUUCUCAUAAAUUCUCAAUAGCAGCUUCUAGUCAAGCGAACGAGAGCUUUAAUAAUAUUGUCGCAAAUAAAGCUCAUAAAAAUAAAUGUUUAAGUACAACUGCAGCUUGUGAUAUCAGAGUAGCAACUGCUGUUUGUAUUAAAAAUGAUGGUAACCAAAGUAUCUUGAAUAUCCAAAAUAAAUUAGAUAUUCCUAAUGGAUCUAGAACAGUUAAAUAUGUUCAUGAUAGUGAUAUAGCACGAGAGAAAAAAUCUACAUCAAACAAAUCAAAGACAAAAAAAAUACGUAGAAUAGAAUUGAAGCAAAAGAGAGAACUAUUGAGGAAAAAUAAUGAAAAAUGUGAGGGCAUUACUUAUGAAAGUAAUUAUGGAAUAGAUAAAUUGACUAAUUAUGUUCGUGAUAGCAAGAACUGUGAUAUUAAGCAGAGUAAUAUUUUAGACGAAGAUAAAACUAAUGUUGUUUAUUUUGAUAUUGAAACGACAGGAUUUGCAGCUGAUGCUCAUAUUUUACAAAUAGCUGCAAUCUGUGAUACUGUAGUUUUUAAUGUUUAUGUACAUACCAAAACAAAGAUCUCGACAUCAGCAAGCGCUGUUACUAAACUUCACCAUGAUCAUGCGGGAAAUUUAUUUUACGAAAACAAGCAGAUGCAAACUCUGAAAAUUUCGGAUGCUUUAGAAUCUUUCGGACAAUUUUUAGAAAAAUUAUCUAAGAGCAAAGAAAAAUGUUUGUUAGUUGCACACAAUGCCCGCUUUGAUGUUCCUCGACUUUUACGUGCAAUAAGUAAUGUAAAUGCUUCUAAAAUUUUAGAUUUAAUUGUAGGCUUUGCGGAUACUUUAGCAAUAUUUCGAUCGGUCUUGAGUGAUAGAAAAGGUCCUGGUAAAUUUAAAUUAGAGAGUCUCAGUCAAGAUUUUUUAAAAAAUUCAGAUAAUGAACAACAAUCAUUCCAUGAUGCAGCUUAUGAUGUUCUAACUUUACAAAAUAUAGUGGAAAUAUUAAAUUUAAAAAAUAAUUUAUUCACUAGUUUUAAAAAAUGUGACGUUUAUUUGCAAGAACUAUCUGAUGCAAAUAAAACGAAACAUAAUUUAAAAGUAUUAACGGACUUAAAAGAUAUUAUUUCGUUAAAUAUGUGCAAAAAAUUAGCUAUAAAUGAUAUUUCUGUUGAUUAUUUGAAACAAAUAUUUAAACAGGGAGGAGAUGAAGCUAUAGUGCAAUUAUUUACUGAAAAAGUAAAUAAUAAAGUAAGAGUAACAAAAAAGAAAGAUAUUAUUAAGAACGUCUUAGACUUUUUAAAAAGCUUACCAAAAAACUCAAUUAAAAAAACAAAAAAAAAUAAUUUAAAGAAGGAAAGAGUUUCUAAAAAAGAAUAAAAUUAUUGAGUAGUAUUAAUGUUCU
Messenger RNA from Cotesia glomerata, 3006 nucleotides. RefSeq lists its product as uncharacterized. Bases 282 to 2981 code for a protein of 899 amino acids. NCBI's taxonomy places the organism in Eukaryota, Metazoa, Arthropoda, Insecta, Hymenoptera, Braconidae. Gene Ontology annotation, molecular function: 3'-5' exonuclease activity; nucleic acid binding. The record is from RefSeq and is a predicted model, not a curated record. The transcript is spliced from 3 exons.